AUGGAUGAAAAAAUUAACAAGCAACUUGAAAAAAAUCCAUGGAAGUUCGAAUUUCGUUUCAAAUUCUACCCAUCUCUACCAGAGUACUUGAAAGAUGAUCUAACCCGAUACUUCCUCUGCCUUCAAGUUAGACAGGACCUGAUUUGCGGCCAAUUACCGUGUUCUUUCAAUACCUACGUCAUACUCGGAGCUUACGUCAUCCAAUCAGAGGCCGGAGACUGGGAUGCAGAGGUUCAUACAGGAAUUGAAUACCUCUAUAAUGUUCCCUUCGCACCGAAAAAUCUUCAAACUCCCGAAAUGCUUGUUAGAAUUGUUGAACUACACCAACGAUUGAAAGGCCGAACUCCUGAACAAGCAGACCGAAUGUUCUUGGAAAAUGCACGCCGUUUAGCGCUCUAUGGAGUGCACCUUCAUCGGGUUAAGAACCACGCCGGAGAAGACUUGGCUCUUGGGGUUUAUCAUUCAGGAGUACUGAUCUACCGUGGUCGCCUACGAAUGCAGCGCUACACUUGGGCUCGUAUUGUUGAGCUCUCCUAUAAGGGGAAAGAAUUCAUCAUGGUUGUACGACCUGUCAUUUUCAAUGAGUACAUCGAGUCGCCUGAUGGAAGACGACGAACAAGUGUCUCCUCAAAGAAUACAAAAGACUCGACAGAGCGUGGUACAUCCAGGCAACGUUCGAGUUCGGCGAAACCAUCUGCAAACGCUCAUCGCAAUGUGACUCUUACUUUUAAGUGCCUUAAUUCGGAGAUGGCUAAGAGGCUAUACAAUGUGGUGGUUGAUCAUCACACUUUCUUCAGGUGA
Molecule: messenger RNA, 801 nt
Organism: Rodentolepis nana
Lineage: Eukaryota; Metazoa; Platyhelminthes; Cestoda; Cyclophyllidea; Hymenolepididae
Source: the annotation of a GenBank genome assembly